Molecule: messenger RNA, 1680 nt
Organism: Dimorphilus gyrociliatus
Lineage: Eukaryota; Metazoa; Annelida; Polychaeta; Dinophilidae
Source: the annotation of a GenBank genome assembly
GAAAUUCUAAAAUGGCGGACAAGCGCUUUUGAUUUGAAGAAUAACUUUGAAAAAUGUCCUAUCAUCAAUUGCUAUUUGACGAAGAGUUUUAAUAAAUUGAAAUAUGUGAUUUGUGCAUAUAACUGAUGAAAGCUUUCAAGUUACUAUUUUAAAAAAAGACGUUAUUAAGCAAUAUACUAACGACUUACAAGUUGAGACUCGUUACCCUGAGCAACUGUCUGAAAAAAAAUGCCUCCAUCAACUGCCGAAUGUUCGUUAGAUAUUCGGGGCACGGAGUAUUCGGUAGGAAGCUCGAUUGAUGAUGACUGUUUACAUCUCGUAGUUGAAGAUGUGGUAACUAAUGAUGUUUGGAAAGCGUCUUUUAACACUAAUAUAAUCGAGGAAAUAACUCGACGUACCGGCAAUUUUAAGCAAUUUUCAGUUUUUUGUAGUAUGUUAACAUCAGCUAUUGAGGGUAGUAGCGAUUCUGUUGAUAUAGAUAUAAUGACGUAUGAAGACCUAGAACAUUUAAGAAAGCGUUCCAAAGGUAAAAAUGGACCUGGACCAAAACAGUCUCAAAACAAGCGUUACCUUAUUUUAAUAUAUACCGCAGAAUUUGAUAGAAUUCACUAUCCUCUGCAAUUGCAGCACGAGGGAAAAUCAGAAAAUAAAAACGUACAUAAAACAAUAUCAAAAUUGAGAGAAGAUAUCAUAACUUUACAAAAGAGAUGCAAAAUUUUGCAAACUAGAAAUUCUCAGCUGGAGGAUGAAAUUUCCCAACAAGUGGAAUCAAAUCCUAGUCAGCAGACUGCACUUAUGAAAACAGCUUUAAGGAACCUGGAAGAACAAAGUUCGCAAGCCAAAGCAAAGUAUCAGAGAGCUGCUCAACGUCGAAAGACGGAAAUAGGUCGAUUACGAACUGAAAACGAAGAGCUAAAAGCAAGCGAAAGAAAUUUAAAAGCCAAAGUCAAAAGUUUAACAAAUGAAUUGGCCAUUUAUAAAAGAAGAAUAGGAGGCCCUGGAUCAGGACGAUCAUCUUACAGAUCAAAUAAUCUAUCUGGAACAUCAUCGCUAUUAUCGGACCAUUCCAGAAAUCGUAGUAGAAGUUUGUCAAAUAGUAGGAAUCAUUCACUCACGUCGGAUGCAUCUAAGAAUUCGCGUGUAAGAAAUGUUAGAAGUAGGACACCAUCACCAGGUCUGCCAAAACCAAGAUUUGACCCAACUGCUUACAUUAAAGAAAAAGAAAGAAAAAAACGUGAAUUGGACAUUAGAAGAAAACGAAGAAAUCAUAUAAGUUCCAGAUCACCAUCAAUAUCACCUAGAUCUGUUACUUCGAACGAUUCGAGACAUAGCCGUUCACGAUAUGGUAAUCUUUCUGAUUCAUCGAGAAAUUCAAAAUUAUCUAGAACACGAUACUCUUCUUUUGAUUCACUUGAUAGUGACACAGAUCUAGAUAAAAGAAGGACAAUUCGGAAAACUAGUUUGGAUAGAAGGUCUAACUCUUCCAAAAAUAUCAAGGCAAAACCAAAUUUAGAUAGUUCACAAGAUUCUAUUGAUAUCCCAAGAUCGCGCUUUGAUAGAUUUCGCCAAAAAGGAGCUGCUGAUAACUUUUUUGACGAACGAUCAGCCGAAAUUAGUGAAAUAGAUGCGCGUUUAAAUCGCCUGCAGGAAUUUAUGAAGGAUCAUCUAGAGUUAACUUAA